UGGAGAGGGGGCGCACCGGGGCAUGGGAGAGGCUGCAGGGCGUUGCUAAAAACGCAGGGCUAUAGAUAUUUAAGAAGGCGGGGUAAACCACACAAAACAUGGACAGGAACAGAAAGCGUCGAGUGGCCAACUGAACCCUAACAACUGUACAUUAAGGAAACAGUCAGAAAGGUUUUACCAUCUGGCACUAAAGGGACAACCCGACACCCGGUCAACAAAAUCCUGUCAACAUACAUCCUGUUGCUGCUCCCAUUUGCUGGGCUCUGAUGUGAGGACGCCACGCCUCUCUCGUGAAAAGCCUUGUCACUUCAGAGAUCCUCUGUUUGUGGUUGCGCUUUAAGCAACCGCAAUCCUCCACUCAUCAAUAUUUAAUAGCUUCCUAAUGGCAGCUUGUGGUUCCUUUUAAUUUAUGAUUUGGGCUCAAAGCUAUUAUAGCGCCUCAUCACAUUUACACAAGUGCUUUUUAUGAAAGGCUGUUGAUGCAUUAGAUCACAGCUGCCUCCCGAAUAAUUGGUUACUUAUUGUCGCCCGAUUUUUAUUUUUAAACGACCCUCAUAAAAAGAGUUAUAGUCAGCCGUCAAGAUGGUGGAGGCCCCCAUUUAUGCCACUGGCAUGGCCGCCAAGCUCAGGAGUCAGUGGGAUCGUGACGGCGGCCUCGGACAGAACGACAACGCGGUGAAGUUUCUGGGUCAGGACUACGAGUCUCUCAAAGCGCAGUGCCUCCGGAAUGGGAUGCUGUUCGAGGACAGUCUGUUCCCCUGCGCCACAUCGUCUCUGGGAUUCAACGAGCUCGGCCCCAGAUCCUCCAAGACCAGCGGCGUCCGCUGGAUGAGACCCUCGGAGUUGUGCAGGCGGCCGGAGUUCAUUGUGGACGGAGCGACUCGCACAGACAUCUGUCAGGGAUCCCUGGGAGACUGCUGGCUGCUGGCGGCCAUCGCCUCGCUGACCCUGAACGAUAACCUCCUCCACAGGGUGGUUCCUCAGGGACAGAGCUUUCAGCAGGGUUAUGCUGGCAUCUUUCACUUUCAGUUCUGGCAGUUUGGAGAGUGGGUGGAAGUGGUGAUUGAUGACCGUCUCCCGGUGAAAGAUGGGAAGUUGCUGUUUGUCCACUCCGCAGAGGGGACUGAAUUCUGGAGCGCUCUGCUGGAAAAGGCCUACGCCAAGCUGAACGGCUGCUAUGAGGCUCUGUCAGGCGGCAGCACAUCAGAGGGCUUUGAGGACUUCACCGGAGGCGUGACGGAGAUGUUUGAGCUGAAGAGCGCCCCCUCAGACCUCUUCAACAUCAUCAGCCGAGCCGUGGAGAGAGGAUCCCUGCUCGGCUGCUCCAUCGACGUCAGUGCUAAUGGUUUACUCAGAUUCAAGACGAUAAUGUAGUUCUGUCACAGAUUCUGAACGUUUUCUCAAACCGUCUU
Molecule: messenger RNA, 1412 nt
Organism: Poecilia latipinna (sailfin molly)
Lineage: Eukaryota; Metazoa; Chordata; Actinopteri; Cyprinodontiformes; Poeciliidae
Product: calpain-1 catalytic subunit-like
Exons: 6
Coding region: 583-1374 (263 amino acids)
Biological process (GO): proteolysis
Cellular component (GO): cytoplasm
Molecular function (GO): calcium-dependent cysteine-type endopeptidase activity
Source: RefSeq, a predicted model, not a curated record